Messenger RNA from Medicago truncatula (barrel medic), 1669 nucleotides. Its product is annotated as mediator of RNA polymerase II transcription subunit 25. The transcript has 13 exons. The record is from RefSeq and is a predicted model, not a curated record. Gene Ontology annotation, cellular component: transcription regulator complex; mediator complex. Lineage: Eukaryota; Viridiplantae; Streptophyta; Magnoliopsida; Fabales; Fabaceae. The coding region runs from base 104 to 1180 and encodes 358 amino acids. Gene Ontology annotation, biological process: positive regulation of transcription by RNA polymerase II.
GAGCAAAUAGAUGUUUAAAUAACAGUGUUUAGGUGAAUUCUUAAGUUUUGUUAGGGGUGGAAAGGUGAGAAGUAAAUUUGUUGUAUUGAGGGGGCCGGCCAAAAUGAUGCAAAACGGAGUCAACAUGGAUGAAAUCGGUGGUCAAUCACAUGAGACUCAGAAUGGAUGGCAUCGAUCAUCACCGAUCUGGGAGGGAAGCUUAUAUGGACGUAAACAAGGAGAGCCAAUAUUUAUCACCAAACUCGAAGGUUACAGGAGAUCUUCUGCCUCUGAGACACUUGCAGCAAACUGGCCUCCUGAAAUGCACAUAGUUCGGAUUAUAUCUCAGGAUCACAUGAAUAACAAGAAAUAUGUAGGAGAGGCAGAUUUCCUAGUUUUCCGGGCAAGAAACACGCAUGGUUUCCUUGGUCUUCUGCAGGAAAAGAAGUUGUGUGCAGUUAUUCAAUUGCAAUCACAGACGUUGCUACUAUCUGUGUCAGACAAAGCCUGCCGCUUGAUGGGGGUGCUUUUUCCUGGGGAUAAGCUCGUAUCUAAGUCACAAUUAUCCAGUCUGCAGCAGCAACAGCACCAGCAGAUGCAAUCACAACAUACAACUUCUGCACAAUCGAAUUAUAUAAGCGUCUGGGAGGGAAGCUUAUUAGGACUUAGACACGGACAGCCAAAAUUUAUCAGCAAACUCGAAGCUUACAGGAGUUCUUCUUCCUCUGAGACACUUGUAGCAAACUGGUCUCCUGAAAUGCAAAUAGUUCAGCUUAUACCUCAGGAUCACAUGAAUAACCUGCAACAAUAUGUAGGAAACGCAGAUUUCCUAGUUUUUCGGGCAAUGAACCCACAUGGUUUUCUUGGUCAGCUGCAAGAAAAAAAGCUGUGUGCAGUUAUUCAAUUGCCAUCACAGACUUUGCUACUAUCUGUUUCUGACAUAGCCUGCUGCCGCUUGAUUGGGAUGCUUUUUUCUCGGGAUAUGUUUGUAUUUAACCAGCAGCAGCAGAUGCAGCAGAUGCAGCAAAUGCAACAACAACACCAGCUUUCACAGCUGCAACUGCAGCUUUCACAACUGCAACUGCAGCAUCAACAGCUUCUUCAGCAGCCACAGAUGGAUGGACACUUCCAAAUGGUUUCUCAAGGACACGUUUCAUCACAAGGUGCUACAAACAUUGAAGAAGGGAAUUUGAUGAGUUAGUUCAUUCUCAGAGUCUAGUGUAUGUUAAACAACCUAUACAAUAGUGGUGCUAGUUACACUUAUGCCAUUCGCUUAACAGGUUGGGCAAUGAAAUAACUAUAUUUAGCUCUGGACACCAUAAAACUAAACAAAAACCUGUGAUAUGGUAAAUAUGUGUUGGAAGUAAACCAUGUGUUUAAACCGUAUUUAUGGCGUCGCACAAUGCUCUACAUGGAAUCGGUCAUUUGCCAAAUCUUGCUACUAUACUACUUUAUUGCUGCCAAUGUAGAAGCUCCCACCACCAUGACUUUGGCAACACUAUGUGAGAUUAAUCAUGCAAGCUUCUGAUUUCUUCAAAAAUCAACUGAAAUCUAUUGUUUACCUCUUGUUGAAUCGUGCUUUAUUUUGCUUUCUUUGCAAUUUUCAUGUGCUUUGAUUUUUUGGUUUUUCUCGGCGAGGACAGAACAACCAUUAGAAGGAAAAUAUUCAAAUUCAUGCUUGAUAAUCUAA